This is a messenger RNA of Exaiptasia diaphana, 1826 nucleotides long. RefSeq names its product bifunctional arginine demethylase and lysyl-hydroxylase JMJD6. NCBI's taxonomy places the organism in Eukaryota, Metazoa, Cnidaria, Anthozoa, Actiniaria, Aiptasiidae. The transcript has 4 exons. Bases 221 to 1228 code for a protein of 335 amino acids. The record is from RefSeq and is a predicted model, not a curated record.
CAAGAGGCAUGACAGGCCAGUAUGCACGAAGUUGAAACCGAACAUCAACAAAGCGGAAAAAUUAUGCUGUAUUUGUAGAUCAGAAGCUACUUACGUGUCAUUGCGUGGCUGCAAGCUAACAUUAGCUUUCUCAUCUUCAUCCAAGCUUUCUUCAAACGCUAGCUUACUACGAAUUCUGGUAUUGUUUUUAUAACAAUUGCUACAAAAUCCAGUGCAAGCAAUGGCCGAAGUCGAUUCAAACGAGCAACAAGUUUUAGAGGCCUUUAAAACCCUUCGCCUCAAGGCCAGAAAACUUGGAAUUAAAGAUUCUACGCUUUCAAAAGUCAAUUCCGUAAGCAAGCUUAAAAAGCCUUCCAGAGCAAUGUUUUUUGGAGCAAUCCUUGUUUGCGCUUUGGCUAUCGUUAUUGGCUGUGGCGUUCUUGCGUUCAAGAAAGAAGUCAUCACUGCAAGAAUGGUUGCGCAUUUUAUUGCAGACAAAAUCCUAGACUUUGAACUGGAAAAAGAAACYUGUUUCUUCCCAAUCCCUGAAAUUGUGCUGGACAUAUUUCGUCCACCAGUCGACUGUAGUAUUUGUAAAAACGUUAGUUCGGUUGACAGAGUACGAAACAUUUCUCCAAAAGAGUUUCUCGACAAGUAUGCUUACACYGCGAGACCAGUYGUGAUCGAAGACGGAAUGUCGAAUUGGACUGCUCACAAGUAUUUCAGUUUUGAUUUCUUUAAAAAGAUUUAUUCACCAAAUAGUCCUGUAAUGAAAAGUCGUGAUCCACAAUGUCAGUUUUUCCCGUACAAGACUAAUUUUGCGUCACUGGAAGAAGUAUUCCAGAUGCCGGAAAAAGACGCGAAAAUGGAGGGAAAGCCGUGGUAUAUUGGAUGGAGUAACUGCGAUUCCGAGGCUGCGAAUGUGUUACGAAAACACUACAAAAGACCUUAUUUCCUACCAGAAAACUCAGAAUCAAGUAAAACAGACUGGAUUUUCAUGGGCUGCCCAGGAUAUGGGGCGCAUUUGCAUAUUGAUCAAGUGGGAAACCCAUCAUGGCAAGCUCAGGUGAAGGGAACAAAGAAAUGGACCCUAGAACCACCCCCUGARUGUGCUCAUCAUUGUCCCCCCAGAAUGGAAACUAUUAUCCACCCUGGCGAAAUAAUUGUCUUGGACACCAACAAAUGGUUUCACCAAACGGAUAUUCUCAAGGGUGAGCUAAGUGUCACCAUUGGCUCAGAAUAUGACUGAAACAUUACAACAUGAAGACAAAAUUCCCUACAAGACCAUGUAGCCAAAUAUGGCUCCAUUUCAUUGGGUAAAUAAGAAACUGCAAGCUAGAAGGCAAUGCACUUUGUUUUCAAGCAUUGCUAAAGCCAUUCAGUAGAAAGAUUAUUCCAUGCCAAGAAUACCAAUACAUCAAUCUUAUCAGCUAUAGAGAGAUUCUCUUUAGAGAGACAUAACCUGGAAGAUAAUCCAUUUCCUAAGCCACUUUCACCAUUGCUGAUUAAAAGUGCUCAUAAAUAAUUUAUUAAUUUCUAAUAUUAUAAUUUAUUUUGUUAAAUUCAAGAAGUCUUUACAUGUAGACAAUGCAGCCUCCCCUUUUGUCGGGCUUCCACAAAAGGGGAGGCUGCGAAGGAGACUAAUUAAUUAGUAGAAUUGAAUAAGUAUAAACUCUAUUCUCCAACAAUUCUCCAUAUCUUGUAGUCAGCGUAGGUCAUUUCCACAGACAGUACAACAUGAGCAAUUCAUGAUCCAUAAAGAAGUGACAGCUCACAUUAAAUUAAGAAAUAAUACGUGUUUUGUAUAUAAUUUGUGAAGUAGCAAUAAAUCAAAUAUUUCAAAUAGG